Schistosoma guineensis is the source of this 3916-nucleotide messenger RNA. The record is from the annotation of a GenBank genome assembly. NCBI's taxonomy places the organism in Eukaryota, Metazoa, Platyhelminthes, Trematoda, Strigeidida, Schistosomatidae.
AAAGCGGGGGGUUUUAGACUCGUUUCACAUUAUGCCUGAUCCAAGGGGAACACAGUUAAAAGUUUCAUGUUUAUGGUAUUCAACCUUCACACGUUUCAUUUUUUUGUCGUAUAGAAUGUAAACCCAGAGACCAUUUAUGACAUUCUUGAACGGAUCGGAAGAGGCUCUUUCGGGGAAGUUUAUAAGGGUGUGGAUAGAAGGACAAGAGAAGUUGUAGCUAUCAAGCUUAUUGAUCUGGAAGCAGCUGAGGAUGAGAUUGAGGAUAUUCAGCAGGAGAUCAAAGUUUUGUCUCAGUGCAACAGCCCGUAUAUCACAAAGUAUCAUGGUUCUUACUUGAAAGACACUACACUAUGGAUCGUCAUGGAAUACUUAGGUGGUGGAUCGGCACUUGAUUUAAUGAAACCGGGACCUAUACCAGAAGUUCAUAUAUCCACUAUUUUGAGAGAGAUAUUAAAGGGACUAGAUUACCUACAUAGUCAAAGUAAAAUUCAUAGAGAUAUUAAAGCUGCUAAUGUCCUGCUUUCCUACAGUGGUGAUGUAAAAUUGGCUGACUUUGGCGUCGCUGGUCAGUUGAGUUCAACUAUAACUAAGCGUGGAACCUUUGUGGGGACCCCAUUCUGGAUGGCUCCAGAAUUAAUUCAGCGAUAUGCGUAUGAUUUUAAGGUAGAUAUAUGGUCUACAGGAAUUACAGCCAUUGAAUUAGCUAAAGGCGAACCACCUAAUGCUGACCUACAUCCAAUACGUGUUCUCAUGCUUAUCCCAAAGAACCCUUCUCCUCAGUUGACUGGCGAUUUUAGUAAGGUAUUCAAAGAUUUUGUAGAUUGCUGCUUGACUAAAGUUCCAGAAAAUAGACCAACUGCACAUGAAUUGCUACGUCACAGUUUUAUUAAAAAGGCUCGUAAAACAGCUUUUCUGCAAGAGCUAAUUGAGCGCUAUCGAAAAUGGCGUGAUGAAGGUGGAGAUGAUGAUGCAGAUGGUGAAUCUGACGACGAUGGACUUGUUCCAGACGAGGAAGAUCUUGUAAAUGCUCAUCCGAAUACUCCUGGAGCUCCUGUUGGUGCUGAAAAACCCGGUCAAAAGAAGAAACAUUUUGAUGGUAUGAGACCAGGAAAAGCGUCUGAUACAUUCAAGUGGAAUUUUGAAACAGUUCGUGCUAUGCCAUCACAGUCUGCACAGGUUUCUCAUAAUCCAGGUUCAGCUUACUCUUCUCCCGAUGUUUCUACUACCCAUCAUUCUUCUUCAUCGUCACCAUCCAGUUCAGAUGCCCAGUCUGUUAUCAAGCGAACAUCUGGUGGUCCUGCACUUGAAGCCGAACGACGUCUCUCUGAUGGAUAUGAAUCACGUGCUGCGAACCCUGCAAUUGGAGGACCUCUUCAUUCGGGGUUUCAACCUUCACAAAUUGGUUUAUGUACAGCAGAUGAAAAUUCUCGUGUCCAAAUGUCACGUUCAGCAAUGAAUUCAAAUCAGAAUACCGCUAGUCCUAAUGCAUCUUCCGGCCCUACUAAUAUUCCGAUUAUCCGGCCACAAAAUGUUCAACCUGUUACUAGAAUUAUGGCUAGCGAUAUUCCUCAGUCACGCCAAGUUUAUGUUGGUGAUCCUGGACACUCGAAAUUAGUCAACUCAAAGAAUAUUUCUACAUCAGCUAAUAACAAACCUCAACAUAGUCAAUCACCACCAUUGGUUGUAAAUCUGAAUAAACCAUCUUGUUUCCAUCAGCACGUUUUACCUUUGCUUCAGGAUCUCCAAGAUGUUUACAGUCAAGUCACUAGUGGUGCUUCGGAUUCGAUCUCCAAUUUAGCGGCUACGUUUCAGGCAGUCGAUGCUUCGUCACCUCAGUAUACAACCGAAUUUUUAGCGGAGUUAUUAACCCGUGUAUUGGAUAGCAAUCCACGAUUAUCUACCAAUGUUAGGCGUCGUGUACUAGAUCGCUUACGCAUGAAUUCAUCCGACUCUUAAUGUAAAUUAUUUUCUAAUAGCAGUGGUAUGUUUUGUUGUACCUACGUUUUUCGAUCCCGUACUAUUGAUACCUGUGUUUUUGAUGUAUAACUCCGAAAAUAUUUUCUUUGAAAUCAUGUUCAUUCUCGGGAUCAUACGUAAGCAUUAAAAGAAGCAAUGUCUUUUCGUCAUUUCUACCUGCACUUCAACAUAUAGCAGUUUGGAUACAAUCAAAAUGAGUUAUACUAUCGAAAGACGUAUUUUCAAAAAUAUGAUGGUGCUAACUCGAAACGUUCUCAUUUGCGACAUCUGAGUAUAAAUGUGUUUCCUUCACAUCAUUACUCUGAAAUAUAUACCUUUCGUUUAUUUUUGAAAUCCUCUGUUAUUUGACUAUCGAAAUAUUACUUUACUUUACUCCUCUGUCUUGUUGUUAUUCUAUUUUCUGUGGUUUGUUAUGUAUGUAGUACUAAUAGUUGUUUCUGUCAUAUCUCGAAAGAUGAUCGAAAUCUGAAAUGUAGUUGCUGAUUUUCGAAAGUUUUAGGCAACUAACAGUAAUUUAAUCUACUGUUUACGAUAAUUGGUUGUGUGAAUAGAGAAAAUCAAUCAGUUAGGCUGUAAACAUUACGUCAAAGAGUGAUAAACAACAGUAAUUAUUGUGUGUUAAAGCGUUUUUAGUAGUUUUAGAUGCUUGUACUAGUCAACCCCGUAGUGAAACCAGUUAUAGGACCUAGCGGAUUCGUAUGAUUUUAAAUUUAUUUAAUUUUUCUUAUAUAAUAAUUUGGCUAAAUCCCUUUGUUUGCCUUGUAUGUGUUUUCUAUUUUUCCAGCAAUCCCAUUCCUAUCGUGGAUAGUUUUAUAUGUUCAUCAGUUUAUUAUAUAUAUUUAAAUUAUCGUUAGCGUAAAAUUGAUACACAAUCAUAUUCGCUUUAGUACAUAUGUUCUGUCUUCUUUUUUAUGACUUCUCAUCAUUUUGUUCUUGUAAUAUGAUUUAUUGCAAGGAAUAUAUUGUAUGAAAAUAUAUUUUCUUAACUCAGUGUAUGUCAGCAAUAUAUGCUGUGUAAUUUUAAUUUAACAAACUCUAUGUGCUCAACUUUGUUUUCUCACAUUCCUUAACACCUAUUAGUUAGACUUUGUCACCUUUUUAUUAGGGGAAUAAUAUUCUAUUCUCAUGUUUUUCUAAUAUACACAUGCUAGUUCAUGUAGUUCGUUACAAAAAAGAUAGUUUUAUUGCAUAUUUUGUCAUUCAGUAACGUAAAGCAAUAAGAGCUACUAUUCUAUAAAUUACAUACUUCUCAUGACCUCGUUAUUCAAUACACAAUGUGGUUUAUUACAAUCAUUGUGUUGUUGAAGUUCGCAAGUUUUAGGUGUGUUGUCCUUGUUUUUUUUAAAACUAUUAAAUAAUUAAUCAUGUCGAUCUUAUCAUUUUCGUUAGCUAUCAGACAAGUUUAGUAUCAUCUCCUUGAGGAUGAUUCUAGGUUGUAAAGAAAAAAAAAAUUUAAGUGUUAAUCAGCGUUUUGAUGUCACCGUUAGUUUUCUUUCUUUCCCCAAGGUUGUUUUCGGGCAUGAAUUUUUGUUGUUGCUCUCUGUUACGUACUAUUUUCUUAUCUUUUAUUAUAAACCUAACCAAUCAAAUCACGAAAAAAAACUCAAGUAUGUAUGUAAACUGUUAUCUUGAAUGGUUUCGUUUAAUGUAAAAUUUUCGCUAAUAGUACACUGGAUAUUGUCUUACAGGGCAUUUUUCUCGUUUUAUGAAUGAUAAUUUUCACCUAUGAAACAAUUAUUAUUUCUACUACUGUUAUUAGUAAUAAUAAUGCUGCAGAGUCUUUCAAUCAUUUUUCUGUUCUAAUCUUAUAUUUUAUUUCUCUUAUGGUUGGUAUUUAAAUACAGUAUAUGUUCGUAUCUCUAUGUGUCUGUAACUGCUGGUAGCCAGCAAACAUGUUUCACUGAUUAUGAAAAAAUAUAAAAGUUUUGAUUAAUAACGU